Messenger RNA from Phycomyces blakesleeanus NRRL 1555(-), 885 nucleotides. RefSeq lists its product as hypothetical. The coding region runs from base 1 to 885 and encodes 294 amino acids. Lineage: Eukaryota; Fungi; Mucoromycota; Mucoromycetes; Mucorales; Phycomycetaceae. The transcript has 4 exons. The record is from RefSeq and is a predicted model, not a curated record.
AUGCCGCAUACUCCAAUAAAUAUACUUGCAAAAUCAACUUUGGAUGCAUCUGCAGCUAUCACUCAACACACGUUGAAGAAGAUGAUCAAGAUGUUGUCCGGCUCUAAUGUCAUUGCUUGUGAGGAAUAUCAUGACACAUAUGAAGAUUUUGCAAGCAUAUGCAAACUAAAGCUACAACAGGAGAAAUUGAUGGUUACAAAGGCCCAAGACAAAAUCAGCAAAGGACGCUAUUUUUUCAAAAGACAAAAUAAGAUCAAGAAACUUGUAACUCAAAAAAAAAGAUUGAAUUUUCUGCUUGCCUUGGAUGAAAGCGGCUUCCUGGAAGAGUUACAAAUGAGCAAGAGCUCUUUUUAUAAGCUGUAUGAUCUUGUAAAAAACCACAAGCUUUACCAACAAUUGUCAGGAUUUGACUCAAUCAAUGUUAGACUACAGAUUUCUAUUGUUCUUGACCAAUUAGGAUCAAAUGGUAAUUCUUUGUCAAGUGGCCAUUUGGCAAGAUGUUCUGGAAUAGGAAAACAAAUAGAGAGCUCUAUUGAGAAUAUAACAACCAGAUUCUUUAAAGAUUUCCAAACCUUGUUGGAUUUCUUGGCAGAUGCUUAUUUAAGCUGGCAAAAGCACUAUUGUGAAAGCCAAAGCAGUUUUUCGGUCACAGAUCUGCUUACUGUUUUCUUUGGAAGUUUGCAUGAUAUGUGUACUUUGUCUGAGUGUGAACUUGGAAAAUUCCCAGAGCAAUUCUUUUCUGAUGACAAGUACAUGUUGGCAGACGCGAGGUACAAGGCUACGAACUAUAUUGUUCCAAUCAAAAAGAAGCUAAGAAACAGUGAACUCUCAUUAGCAGACCAAAAGUUCAACACCAAGAUCUUGAGCAUGCAUUUAGAAUCUUGA